AUGCCAAUCUUCACGGCUGCUCGGCCAGAGGUCUGCUGUCCCUGGGAUCAAACUGGACGAUGGGUGGGCGGAGGGAAAGUGUCGUUCCAGCAGCCGAUCAGGAAGGAGCAGCUGCCAACGUCUGCGAGCUCUUCAUUUCUCCUCUUUCUUCGUCGGAAGCUCGUCACACACGGCGGUUCACGGCGCCCCGCGUCGGUCGCAACACCAAGCAGCACUUUUUCGACCUGA
Molecule: messenger RNA, 228 nt
Organism: Peronospora matthiolae
Lineage: Eukaryota; Oomycota; Peronosporomycetes; Peronosporales; Peronosporaceae
Source: the annotation of a GenBank genome assembly